UAUUUUAAUCAGAAGCAAAUUUUCUCUUUUCUUUUGUUUUGUUCCUGCAGGGAGAAAUGUGGCUCUCUUCUUCUUCUUCAUGGCUCUCCGAGCUAUCAUGUUCAUCUUCGGCCGUAUUAGACCAAACAUCGUCACUUCCACUUGCUAUCCAAUGGCUUAGAUUUGUUUUGCUUUCUCCAUGCCCUCAACGUGCUCUCUUCUCCGCCGCUGAUCUCCUUUUCCUCCUCCUCCUCCUCUGCUUCUCUCUUCACAAGCUCUUUUCUUCUUCUUCCUCCGACUUCCAUGUUCGAAAACCUCUUCUCGGAGUCCGAGUCCGUGCAACCAGGACUACCGCCUGGUUCAAGACGACGGUCCUAGUCACCCUUCUCUUGUCGUUUUGCUCCGUCUUGCUCUGCGUUUUGGCCUUCACCAGGAACCCACGCACUCCUUCUCGGCGUCCAUGGAACCUCAUAGACCCUCUCUUUUGGCUCAUCCACGCCGUCACGCACGCCGUCAUCACUGUUCUCGUCCUCCACGAGAGGAGAUUCGCUGCUCUCGACCAUCCUUUAUCCCUCAGAAUCUAUUGGAUCUCCAGUUUCUUCCUCACUGCUCUCUUCGCCGUCUCCGCUGUUUUCCAUUUCAUCUCCGACGCCGCCGUCACCCUUCCCAUACAAGAAGACGUCGCUUCCUUCCUCUCCUUCCCGUUAACCGCCUUUCUGCUCAUCGCCGCCGUCAGAGGAACCACCGGCCUAGUCACCGCGGAGUCCAACAGCCCUCCUGUUCUGGAGAAAUCCGACGACGUCUCUCUCUACGCAUCAGCCUCUGCUUUCUCCAAAAUGUUUUGGUUAUGGAUGAAUCCUCUGCUGAGCAAAGGCUACAAAUCUCCUUUGACGCUCCAACAAGUUCCGACGCUUUCUCCGGAGCACAGAGCAGAGAGGCUCGCCCUUCUCUUCGAAUCCUGUUGGCCCAACCCGUCGGAGAAUUCUAGCCACCCGGUGCGAACCACUCUAAUCCGUUGCUUCUGGAAGGAGCUCCUCUUCACCGCCAUUUUAGCCAUCUUACGUCUCGGCGUCAUGUACGUUGGCCCCGUUCUCAUCCAGAGCUUCGUUGAUUUCACUUCCGGCAAGAGAUCCUCGCCGUGGCAGGGUUAUUACCUCGUCCUCAUCCUCCUCGUUGCCAAAUUCGUCGAGGUCUUGACGACGCAUCAGUUCAAUUUCAAUUCCCAGAAGCUUGGAAUGCUCAUAAGAUCUACUCUAAUCACUGCACUCUACAAGAAAGGUUUAAAGCUCACCGGCUCAGCGCGCCAGAACCACGGCGUUGGCCAAAUCGUGAAUUACAUGGCCGUUGACGCACAACAGCUCUCGGACAUGAUGCUUCAGCUCCACGCAAUCUGGCUCAUGCCUUUGCAAGUGACUGUUGCGCUCGUGCUCCUUUACGGAAGCUUGGGGGCGUCUGUAGUAACGGCGGUCAUUGGCUUGACUGGAGUGUUCGUCUUCAUCCUCUUGGGUACUAAGAGAAACAACAUGUACCAAUUCAGUUUGAUGGGAAAUCGAGAUUCUAGGAUGAAAGCCACCAACGAGAUGCUUAAUUACAUGCGAGUCAUCAAAUUUCAGGCUUGGGAGAAUCAUUUCAACAAGAGGAUCCUCAAGUUCAGGGACAUGGAGUUUGGUUGGCUUUCCAAGUUUCUAUACUCCAUAGCUGCCAAUAUCAUUGUCCUUUGGAGCACGCCAGUGCUUAUCUCUGCGCUCACCUUCGCCACCGCCCUUGCUUUGGGGGUCAAACUUGACGCUGGGACUGUUUUCACCACCACAACCAUUUUCAAGAUCCUACAAGAACCCAUUAGAACGUUUCCUCAGUCUAUGAUAUCUCUCUCGCAGGCAAUGAUUUCUCUCGGAAGACUAGAUUCGUACAUGAUGAGCAAAGAGCUUUCGGGAGAUGCUGUGGAGAGAUCUUUGGGAUGUGAUGAUAGUACUGCAGUGGAGGUUGAAGAUGGAAAUUUUAGUUGGGAUGAUGAGGACAACGAACCUGCUCUGAGUGAUAUUAAUUUUAAGGUUAAGAAAGGAGAGCUCACAGCUAUAGUGGGAACUGUUGGUUCUGGGAAAUCUUCCCUGUUAGCUUCUAUUCUUGGUGAAAUGCACAAAAUCUUGGGCCAGGUGAGGGUUUGUGGGAGCACAGGUUAUGUAGGGCAGACAUCAUGGAUAGAAAACGGGACAGUUCAAGACAACAUCUUGUUUGGUCUCCCAAUGAUAAGAGACAAGUACAAGGAUGUUCUCAAUGUUUGUUGUCUUGACAAAGACCUGCAAAUGAUGGAGUUUGGGGAUCAGACUGAGAUCGGUGAACGCGGAAUCAACCUCAGCGGAGGACAGAAGCAACGUAUACAACUAGCACGUGCAGUAUACCAGGAUUGCGAUGUAUACUUGCUCGACGAUGUUUUUAGCGCUGUGGAUGCUCAUACCGGUUCAGAUAUAUUCAAAAAUUGCGUAAGAGGAGCUCUAAAAGGCAAAACCAUACUGCUAGUAACACAUCAAGUGGAUUUCUUGCACAACGUUGAUUGCAUCUUGGUGAUGCGUGAGGGAAAGAUUGUUGAGUCAGGAAGAUAUGACGAAUUAGUAAACUCCGGGUUGGAUUUUGGGGAACUAGUGGCUGCACAUGAGACAUCAAUGGAGUUGGUUGAAGCCGGUGCAGACUCUGUAGCAGCAGCAACGAUCAUGACAUCCCCAAGAACACCAGCGUCUCCCCAUGCAAGCUCUCCGAGAACGUCCAUGGAGUCUCCUCGCUUAAGUGAUCAAAAUGAUGAGCAUUUUAAGUCAUUUCUUAGCUCUCACACCGUAGAAGAUGGCUCUAAGCUCAUCCAAGAAGAGGAAAGGGAAAUCGGACAGGUCAGCUUAAGAGUUUAUAAACAAUACUGCACUGAAGCCUAUGGCUGGUGGGGCAUUGUGCUUGUGGUAUUCUUCUCUUUGACGUGGCAGGGUUCUCUUAUGGCCAGCGAUUACUGGCUUGCUUAUGAAACAUCAGCCAAGAAUGCAAUUUCAUUUGAUGCUUCCAUUUUCAUUCGUGUAUAUGUCAUUAUCGCACUUGUUUCCAUCGUUUUGGUGAGCCUAAGGUCAUAUUACGUCACCCACUUGGGACUCAAGACUGCUCAGAUAUUUUUCCGACAAAUUCUUAACAGUAUCUUACACGCCCCAAUGUCAUUCUUCGACACCACGCCAUCGGGAAGAAUUCUAAGUCGGGCAUCUACUGAUCAAACUAAUAUCGAUAUCCUCAUUCCGUUUAUGCUUGGACUUGUGGCCUCAAUGUACACCACUCUGCUAAGCAUUUUCAUAGUUACUUGCCAGUACGCUUGGCCAACUGCAUUCUUUGUGAUUCCCCUUGGCUGGCUUAACAUCUGGUACCGGAAUUAUUACCUCGCUUCUUCCCGUGAAUUAACACGCCUGGACUCGAUCACUAAGGCUCCCAUCAUCCACCAUUUCUCAGAAAGUAUCGCUGGAGUGAUGACAAUCCGAUCAUUCAAGAAGCAAGAGUUGUUUAGGCAAGAAAACGUGAAGCGUGUCAACGCCAAUCUCAGGAUGGACUUCCACAACAAUGGCUCCAACGAAUGGUUGGGUUUCCGGUUAGAGCUAAUCGGAAGUUGGGUGCUCUGCAUCUCAGCUUUGUUUAUGGUAAUGUUACCCAGCAAUGUUAUCAAACCAGAGAACGUUGGAUUGUCUCUUUCGUACGGUCUGUCCUUGAACUCGGUUUUGUUCUGGGCUAUAUACAUGAGCUGUUUUGUCGAGAACAAGAUGGUUUCUGUUGAAAGGAUCAAACAGUUCACUGAUAUACCCUCUGAAUCCGAGUGGGAGAGCAAAGAAAACCUUCCACCUUCUAAUUGGCCCUUCCUUGGUAAUGUACAUCUCCAAGACCUCAAGGUGCGAUAUAGACCAAACACUCCACUUGUGCUCAAGGGAAUAACUUUAGACAUUAAAGGAGGAGAAAAGGUUGGUGUGGUGGGACGAACGGGUAGCGGGAAAUCGACAUUGAUUCAAGUCUUGUUUAGACUUGUAGAACCGUCAGGAGGGAAAAUAAUCAUAGACGGGAUUGAUAUCGGGACAAUAGGGCUGCAUGAUCUCAGGUCAAGAUUCGGAAUCAUCCCGCAAGAACCCGUCCUUUUCGAAGGAACAGUGAGGAGCAACAUCGACCCAAUGGAGCAAUACUCUGACGAAGAAAUUUGGAAGAGCCUUGAAAGAUGCCAACUCAAGGAUGUUGUUGCUACCAAGCCUGAGAAACUCGAUUCUUUAGUGGUUGACAAUGGGGAGAACUGGAGCGUAGGGCAGAGGCAGCUUCUAUGUUUAGGGAGAGUAAUGCUGAAACGGAGCAAACUUCUAUUCCUAGACGAAGCAACUGCAUCAGUUGAUUCACAAACAGACGCCGUGAUCCAGAAAAUCAUAAGAGAAGACUUCAAGGCAUGCACCAUAAUCAGCAUCGCCCACCGGAUUCCCACAGUAAUGGACGGUGAUCGAGUCCUAGUCAUAGAUGCUGGGAAAGCGAAAGAGUUCGAUAGUCCAGCCCGUUUGCUGGAGAGGCAGUCGCUGUUUGCUGCGCUCGUGCAAGAGUAUGCUCUUCGGUCUGCGGGAAUAUGAUGAAUCUUACGGAGCUGAAUAUUCUGUAUGUGUUUUACGUGUUUAGCGUCAGUAUCAUAUCUACAUCUUAUCAUACUACGAUGAUGACGUAUUCAUUAGUCUCAGUAUUAAGACUCCAAAUUUUUGGAAACUCCUCAACGGAAAAUGCGUGUAUAUAGAAUAUGUACCUCGCUCCUUGGGUUUAUAAUAUGCUGCAAACUACUCUAACUA
Messenger RNA from Capsella rubella, 4805 nucleotides. Its product is annotated as ABC transporter C family member 4. The coding region runs from base 57 to 4595 and encodes 1512 amino acids. Gene Ontology annotation, cellular component: vacuolar membrane; plant-type vacuole. Gene Ontology annotation, biological process: transmembrane transport. NCBI's taxonomy places the organism in Eukaryota, Viridiplantae, Streptophyta, Magnoliopsida, Brassicales, Brassicaceae. The record is from RefSeq and is a predicted model, not a curated record. The transcript has 11 exons. Gene Ontology annotation, molecular function: ATP hydrolysis activity; ABC-type transporter activity; ATP binding.